Messenger RNA from Penaeus vannamei (Pacific white shrimp), 1723 nucleotides. Its product is annotated as glycerol-3-phosphate phosphatase. The record is from RefSeq and is a predicted model, not a curated record. Lineage: Eukaryota; Metazoa; Arthropoda; Malacostraca; Decapoda; Penaeidae. Gene Ontology annotation, molecular function: phosphatase activity.
AUUCACUUUACGAAAACGUAAACAUGAGCAAUCAAACGAUGAUGUAAGGCAAACUUUUUAAAAAAUUAAGCGAUUUAAAUGGACUACACCCCGGGAUACCUUCCAGAAAGCACCGAAUACCAACAACAGACAAGGAUGCUACUAAAACGAGUCAAAUGAAAGGCAUAGACAAGGGAAAAUAGAGGAAAUUCCCUUCAAGAAAAGUGAAAAUCCACUCAGUUCCUCCCGGCAUCUCCUCCUUGACCGACGUCGGCCGCUUCGCCCUUCAAAAUGACGACCUUGAAAAUGCCCCAAAUGCCCAAGAUCAUCGACCAAACCUGCCUUAGGGCCUUUCUGAAUAGCUUUGAUAAUGUGCUGACGGAUUGUGAUGGGGUCUUGUGGAGUGGAGAUAAUAUCAUUGGACGGGCAAAUGAUGCAGUCAACAAGCUUCGAUCUCUUGGGAAGAAAAUCUUCUAUGUCACGAACAACUCAACAAAAUCCCGCGAUGAGUAUGUUAAGAAGUGCGAAAAGCUUGGCUUCAUUGCCAGUAAGGAAGAAAUUGUCAGCUCAUCCUUUGUGAUGGCUCAGUACCUAAAGCAGCAAGGUUUCAACAAGAAAGUGUAUGUUGUUGGAACAUCUGGAAUGACAGCAGAGCUAGAUAAUGUUGGCAUUGCACACACUGACAUUGGGCCGGAACCACUCACCGUCAGUCCCUUCAAGCUGCCUGAGACCAUGGAGUUGGAUCCAGAGGUGGGAGCUGUGGCUGUGGGCUUUGACGCUGACUUUAGUUUCCCCAAGCUCAUGAGAGCUGCGUCACAUCUCGAAGACCAAGAAUGUCUUUUUAUUGCUACCAAUACAGACGAGCGAUUCCCAAUUACUGACAGCAAACUUGUGUUUCCAGGCACCGGAAGUUUUGUGCGUUGUGUUGAAACUGUUGCUGAGCGUCCUCCUUUGAUCAUGGGUAAACCUUCAGAGAAGAUGUUCACUGUAAUAAGUGAGAAAUACCAACUGAAGCCUUCACGCACUCUCAUGAUAGGCGAUCGCUGCAACACUGACAUUCUGUUUGGCAAGAACUGUGGCCUUCAUACAUUGGUGGUGCUGACAGGAGUGACCAAGAAAGAAGACCUGGAAAUGUGGUCGAAAAGCUCUGACGAAGAGAAGCAUCGGCUCCUGGCUGACUAUUGCUUGCCGCAGCUUGGUGACCUGGUUGACCUGUUGAAGACCUUGGAAUGAUAGAAAAAUGGCUUAGGAUGUCUGUGAAUGAUCAUUGAUGGUUGUUAGCAGCAGCUUCUGCAUUUUAUGUUACAUAUACGUGAUUAUAUUCCAUGACUCGGAAGGUUUACAAAUAUAUAAGUGUACUUUAAUUAUUAGUCUUUCUUAUCAAAGGUAUUACUCACUCAGUUCUUGGUGUAUUUUAUUAUCAUUAUUUAGAUUCUCUGUACUUUAAGUUGAUAAUAUUUUCUAUUUUUUUAAAUGUGGUCUUUUUGUAUUACAUUGUAUUAUAUUUAAAAUUAUUAGAAAAUUAUGAAAUAGUAUCAAGUGAUUUGAGGCUAUGUAAGCAUCAGUGAUUAUCAUGCUAAUAGGUAGUCAUAAUUUAAAGAAUCCAUUAUUGGAAAAUAUGAUUUUUAAAUUCAGUAUCUGCAGAAGUCUAGAAAUAUAUUUUAAUUUAAAACAACAUGGAAUAAAAUGUCACAGAUAUCUUCUAAAACACAAAGUGCAAUAUAGAUGUAUAAUUAUCAGGGAA